This is a messenger RNA of Pseudogymnoascus destructans, 1588 nucleotides long. RefSeq lists its product as uncharacterized. The record is from RefSeq and is a predicted model, not a curated record. The transcript is spliced from 4 exons. Bases 122 to 1579 code for a protein of 485 amino acids. Lineage: Eukaryota; Fungi; Ascomycota; Leotiomycetes; Thelebolales; Thelebolaceae.
GUUGACGAGAGUGGGUCAAACAAACACCUUCCCCUCGUGAAAUCGUGAAGAAAGAAAUUUCUCUUUUGUUGUCCACGAAAACAUAACCCCACCCCGACAAAACAUCGAGGCCGCCCAAACAAUGCCUAGAGAUUCAUACACCGACGACGCACCGUCCCGGUCAGACCUGCGCUGGGACGCCGAGCGAGGAGACCGCGACCGCGACCGCGACCGCAGGCCCGGCCGUCCCUCCCGCCGGCGCGACCACUCCGCCUCCAGCGACGAUGAGUUCGUCUCGCGUCGCGGUCCUCCUUCACGGGCAGCUUACGAAGAUGACUACGUGCGUGUGCGCGAGGUUUAUCGCGAUGACCCCCCAAGAGACCUUCCCGUUAGGACCAGGACGACUGUCGAACGCCAGGUGGAGCGGGAGCGGGAGAGGGAGUACUACCGCGACCCGAGCCCGGAGCGGGAGCGUGCUCGACGACCGUUCAGGCCCGCGAGGCCGAGUAUGUUGAGACGGCAGAGUAGUCUUGAUACAUUCGACCGCCAGCCGACGAUGCCACGGUACAUGCAGAGGGAGGAGGCCGGGCCGUUGGCUGUGCGACGCGGUGAGAGGGAGGGUGAGGAGGAUAGGGCAUACCCCCCGGAGCGCGUCAGGGAGAGGGAGGUAGUCCGCGAGAGACGGCGGAGUAGGAGUCGUAGCUUGAACAGCACGUCGAGCUCGGAGUCCUCGCAGGCGAGCACGGUGAGGACGGGGAAGAGCCGGUUUCCGAAGAGGGGGAAGACGAGGAUGCCGGCGAGGAUGGUGAGUAAGAGGGCUAUUAUUGAGUUGGGGUAUCCGUUUGUGGAGGAGGACACGACGAUCAUUAUCCAGAAAGCUCUUGGGCGAGAACACAUUGAUGAGGUCCUCCAGCUCAGUGAGAAAUAUAGGAGGGAGAUAAAAACCGAACACGUCGACAAAAUCGUCGAAGAAACACACACGGAGACAAUCUACACCCCACCCCCCGCCCCCGCCCCCAUUCCUCCCCCCGUCCAGCGACCGCUUUAUUCUCCUCCCAUCUACGCACCUCCCGCAGUAGUAGAACAAAGAAUCUACUCCCCCCCGCCAGUCCGCCACCAAGUCAUCCACGUCCCUACCCCCCCGCCCCCCGCACCAAUCGAUUACUCCCAAACCCCCGAGAUAAUCCAAGUCGACCCCCCGCGCUCUCGCUUCCCCCCCACCCCCUCUACCGACCUCGUCACCACCACAUCCGCCACCAUCUACCAAGAGCGCUACGGCAGCCCCCGCCCCCACCCCCACCAUCACCAUCGGAGUCGCAGCAUGGGUCCCACGCCGCGGCACGUCGAAUCCAGCCUCGCCUUAGCGCCUAUCCCGGUGUUUGGGUCGGGGCAUCGACAUCGCCAUCCUAGGUAUGAGGGGGAGGGACGGAUUGUGAGGGUUGAGCACAUCCGGGACGCGGAUUAUAGGCGCGGAGAGGAGGGGGAGCUGGUGCUUUAUGAGAGGGGGGAGGAGGUGGUGGAUCCGGUGGCGGCGGUGAGGAGGGAUCGAAAAGGCCCGAAUCCGAGGGCUGUUAGGGCGAUGAUGAGGUUUGUUACCUGAUGUUGGGGU